GAUUGCAUCACACUGGAGAAGUGUGAUGUUAUAAGAGAAGACGAGCAAACGGGCACAGGAUGGCACUAUGUCUGCCUCUCUGCCUGCUGACAUGAGAGGCCCCCGGGCGAAGACCCCUCUGCUGCUGCUGCUGCUGCUGCUGGCCGCUCUGACUGGGACAGUGUUGUGUCAGGAUGAAGAACAAGCACCCGAAGAACCCGAAGAUUCCAAUGUCAGUCCAACAGAAGUGGAGCUGGAGGCAUCUAGUCCCACUCCAGCACCAGAGGCUUCAAACACAUUAGCCACAGGUGACGAGAUCACAAGCGACUAUGGCUCCGGCCUGCACCAGAGCUCUACAGAAAACCCUUUAAUAUCGGACCCAGAGUUUGACCACGGCGCAGAGACAACAGAGGACCCCGCCACCACCGCAGAGACCGAAGGAGACGGCCUGUUCCUCCUCAUCAUCCUCAUUCCCGCCGUGCUGGUGGUCGCGAUCAUCGGCACCAUCGUCUGCGGCAUUUUCAUCUGCCGAAGGAGGAACAGGAGCUCGAAAACGGAAGAGCUGAGACAGGAGGAUCCAUACUUGGAUGGAUCCAGCACAGAUAAGGUGCCAAUGCCCAUGUUUGAAGAAGACGUUCCGUCUGUGCUGGAGCUGGAAAUGGAGGAGUUGGACCAGUGGAUGAAAAAAGACAGUGAAACUGCAGAGUCCUCCUAGUCUAAAUAUGCGCUAACAAAGGACGAGGUCCCGGUAUGCGAGGACACAAUCAGCAGCGCGCCGGUGCCGACUCGGAUGCUCUGACCCUUCUGCAACCAUCCGGCAGCUGCAGGAACGCGGGCUGCCAGGAAAUGCAUCACGACACUUACUGUAAAGGACGCUUGCGUGCAUCCUGUACCUGCUGAACGUCCUCAGUGUGGAGCGACGAUGCCUGAACGCCUGGAAUAGUUUGCUUUGCAUUGAUUGUAUUUAAGUGUAACCUGUAACGAGCGUGUGGUCCUUUUAGAGUGCGCCCUCCUCCACCGCUGCUUCCGCUGCCCAUCGGCUCAAAGCCUGUUUGUUGUGUUGGGCUGUGGGAGCAGAUGCUGGUUUCAGACAGAGACACUCCUUCGAGCCGGUUACGGCUGUUUGACGUCUAAUCCGAGUGUGAAAUCGUGUGUUCCAGCUUCCAGAAGUUCCUGCUGAUACGUUUUUCAUCCCACCAAAGAUACUAACGCUACUUUAUUCAAAUUGUUGCUGCUUUAAUAACAAUGAUCUGAAUGUCAGCACAACAUUCUGUAGGGUGCUGCACUGUAAAUACAGAAUAAGAAAAAGAUUAUA
This is a messenger RNA of Betta splendens (Siamese fighting fish), 1294 nucleotides long. It is a transcript of the gene tmem154, whose product is annotated as transmembrane protein 154. The transcript is spliced from 10 exons. The record is from RefSeq and is a predicted model, not a curated record. Bases 68 to 694 code for a protein of 208 amino acids. NCBI's taxonomy places the organism in Eukaryota, Metazoa, Chordata, Actinopteri, Anabantiformes, Osphronemidae.